GGGUGAUUGCGGCGAGGUGAGGUAGGUGUAGUGGUGACAGCGCGGGGUAGUGCGUGUCGGGGCGGGGUGGGAGUUGGGUGAUUGGUCGUGGUGGGAGUGGUGACUGGUGCUGCCUGCCUGCUCCUGCCACCAUGGAUCUCUGCGGGCUGACCUUGAGUGACUACCAGAUCAUCCGUGAACUUGGAUCUGGCUCCUAUGGCUCAGCUCACCUGGCACACCAUGUUCCAUCAGACACAAAACAUGUCAUCAAGAGGAUCAAGAUUUCUCACAUGACACCCAAAGAAGUGCAAAAUGCCAGACAAGAAGUCCAGGUCCUGUCAAGCUUAUCACACCCAUACAUAACUCAGUUCCAAGGCUCCUGUGAGGAAGAUGGAUAUUUACUAAUAGCAAUGGACUACUGUGCAGGUGGUGACCUUCACUCUAUCAUCACCAAGAGAAAUGGCAUUCUCUUUCCUGAAGAUCGUGUCCUUGACUGGUUUGUUCAACUCUGCCUUGCCAUAAAGUAUAUACACGAUCAUAAAAUACUCCAUCGUGACAUAAAAUCUCAAAAUAUAUUUUUAACAGAUGAUGGAAAAAUUCGCUUGGGAGACUUUGGAAUCUCAAAAAUUUUAAAUAGUUCCUCAGAACUUGCCAGAACAUGCAUAGGAACUCCAUAUUACUUGUCUCCAGAAAUGUGUGAAAAUAAGCCAUAUAAUAACAAAAGUGAUAUCUGGGCCUUGGGCUGUGUUUUGUAUGAAAUGCUAACACUGAAGCAUGCCUUUGAGGCCUGUAAUAUGAAGGCACUUAUUCUUAAGAUUAUAAAAGGUAUCUAUCCACCUGUAGCUCCUCGUUAUAGUAGAGAUAUUCGUUUAUUACUCAGCCAGAUAUUUCAGAGGGAACCCCAGGCUCGCCCCUCUAUAUGUGCAGUACUUCGCAAACCAUUUAUCCUCAAAAGAGUAUCAAAGUUUAUUCCUGGAUGUGAAGAGGAAGAGUUAAGGGAAUCCCUCAUAAGACGAAAAUACCAUGUGCCUGCUUCAGCUCGCAGCAAGGUGGUGCUCAACAGACGCCCUCCUGACAUCACAGACCCUGCUGCAAAGUAUGGAGUCUCUCUCAAUAGGAAGGCUUCUCACAAAUCUCCAGUGAAGUCUGUUGGUAGGCUUCCUAAGCAGGCAGUUUCUAAUGGAAAACAAGGGACUAAGAUAACUCAAAAAAACACAGCAAGACUGAGGCAAGAUAGCAGGAAGAGAUGCCCAAGUGAGGAUAUAUUAUCAUCCAAAGAUGUACAAAGGCCUGAGGCAGACAUAAGUGGUAAGAGGUAUCAGAAGAGAUCUAAGUCUGUACCUAAUGCUUUCAGGCAAAUUAAUAAUCCAAAGUCUCAGCAUCAAUAUAACAAAAUUAUGAAUCCGUCACCAGUCAAACUUAAGCUUAUGUUAGAUAGUGCAGGUCUUAAAAGAAAAAAGAAGGAUGACACUGUAGAUGAAGACCUCAUGGUUGAGUCUAGACUGGAUGAAGAACAGUCAUGUGAAUCUCCAGGGUCUCCAGGUUGGCUUGCAGAUGAAUUCUUAACCAAGAAACUUAAAGCUGUUUAUGACAAAAGAAAGCGUGUAGAAGCUUUGAUGGUGGAUGAAGCAUGUGCAGCUGCAUCCUGUAAUGGUGCUGUUACAAAGUGUAUGCUUCCAGAUGAAGGUGUUUCUGUAAAUUACAUUAGUAAACCAAGUGAUAUUGCUUCAGAAAAAAAUGUGCCUGAAAUGUAUGAGAAGCCAAAAAUGUGCAAACCUGAGACUAUACCUAGUGGUGUUGAAUUACCAAACCCAAAGGAUGUUAAAGAGUUAGCUAACCAAAGCCUCAAGUGGCAAGACAAGCAUUGCAGUGAAAAUGAUGAGAGUAGUGAUGCAGAGGAAACUCUACCAACCAUGUCACCUCAACAUUUAAGGGAAGUGAUGCAAAAGAAAUUGAAAAAUCUGGUUGAAGAGCGCACCAAGAAGAUGAGCCAAAUGGUCUCAGAGCGACGUCAAUGGGCAUAUGAGAUGGAAAAAUUAUCUACCUCUGUGUCCCAAAAUAAUGAUGAAAAAGUUUUGAAAUCAGUUCAUGUGAUCAGUCAUGCUACUGAUAAAGAGGGAAAGACACAUCACAAGUCAAAAAAGGAUAAGAAACUUCAUAAAGCUUUCAAACAGUGCAGUUCUACUGUCUGUUUAGGAGCAGGGCAGAUUGAUAAGAAACUUGACAAAGAGCCAGUUUCUGUCACUAGUAAUAAAACCCCUCUGCUAGCAAAAGAGGACUGCACAAUGCAGCAGGUAACAGGCUAUGACAUCAUCUCAAAUGGCACUGACAUUCAAAAAGACUUCAAAUUCAGUCCACAUGGUGAAUGUGACUUACAACAAAUUGAAAACAAAUCAGGGGAUAUGAACAAAGAGAAAGAUACUGUAAAGGAUAUCAGUAUCCAAGACAAUACUUCCAUGGAUAAGGUUUCUUUCCAAGAAGAAAACUGUAAAGAUAAUUUAUCAGAUGGCAAUUCUGAGUCAGUGUUGGCUCAGGAUUCUCCAAGCACUGUCAAAGCAGUGAUUCCCCAAGAGCCUAUUUCAGAGGAUACAGUCAAAUCCCACCACUUGACUCCCAGUAUGCGUGCACGAUGGGGUGCAGUGCACACUGCUGAUCUGGAAAAGUCCCCCCUGGAAACUACUGCAUCAGAGAUGGACACAACCACUUCUUCAGACUGUGUAUUUGUGUAUAGAGAGGCAGGUGAACGUAAACAUUGGAAGAAGGAUUGUGAUGAUAUUGUAAACCUAUUAGCAGAGGCUCAGAUUAUUGAAGACAAAAAAGUGGAGUGUGACAUGGAGGAAGAAAACUCCCAAGUGGAUACAGAAAAACUGGCAGGAAAGGAGUCUUCAAAAAAGCAACAAAAACCAGCUCAGAUGAACUCCACUUUUACUUUAAAGGAAGGUCUUAAAAACUGUGAAGGUGAUUCAUGUGUUUGCAAGUCCCACAUCAACACCACAAAGGAUGUGCAGAAGUCUACAGUAUUACAUGGCACUUUUAAGAUUGACAAGUCAAAUUUUGAAAAAGAAAUGAAGUCAAUUGGACCACCUCUAUUGAAUAGCACAUUUGAUAUGUCAAAAUUACCUUCUGACAAAGCAGUCAGUGCAUUAGUACCAGUUGCUCUGGAUAGUACAUAUGACAUUGGCAACAAAGAAUCCAUUACUCUAGAGGCUGUAUGUCAAGUAAAAAAUGAAGAAAAUUGUAGAAACACAACCACCAAUUACACCAACAUUUUAAAGAAAAGUGAAGAACACAAUGAAAAUUUGCAUGAUACAUAUACAAUAUCUUGUGAUACAAAAGAAAGUGAGUAUUCUGCUCUAAAAUCAGAAGCAAUGGGAACUGAAGGAAAAGUAGUACCUAAGGAGGUAAACACGAAGACAAAGGGUGGCUUGCUUGAAAAAUUACGUCUACAUUUGACACAUCAACCAAAAAAGAAAUACCAUAAGCUUGACAGUAAUAUUCAAGAAUCAAGCCUGUUAUUAGCUACUGAAGUUGAUUCACAUAGUUUAGAUUCAGGAUUAGAUAGUGCCACAAAAGGAAUACACACACCAGCUCGUAAAAGGAAAGGAAGCAUGAAGGUGGGAAUUUCUGGUAUUUUAAGGAGACUGUCUUCAAGGCAUGUCACAAAGACGCCAACAAGAAGUAAAUCUGUAGAAACGGUAGAGAAAUACCUGGACAGUUUUGAAGACUGUGACAAAGCCCACAGUGACAGUGAUUCCCCACAGCAAGAAGGCAUAGAAGAAUGUGGAACUGUGAAAUUUUUGAAUGCUGCAGCUUGGAAAGAAACUGAUCAGAGAGUAAUAGAACAUGCUAGUGGUUCUGAAGACAAUUGUAAAUUUGUCUCAAAAACUUCAGAGUCUGGUGACAAGUCUAUAGUAGUUGAAGAGGAUGGGAUUUCUGUGAAUAAUCACUAUAUUUUAGCCGAUGGUAGAGAUGGUGGCUCUAACCAUAAAACAUGUGUUACACUAAAGGAAAUCAAGCAGUCAGAAGGAGAGAGAAUAAAAUCUGAUUUAUUUACAAACAACAGUACAAUGUCAACUGAUAGUGGUAUUGAUUCUCAGAAGACAAGUGUUUGUCAAACCUCAGGUACUGAUUGCAGCAACUCUCAGAUUCUUCAUAAUUCUUCAGGGGGAUCAAGAAAUAAAAUUGGCACAUGUGAAUUACUGAAGACAAACAGUGAUCAGGAUGACUGGGUAGCUUUUUCUAAUUUUUAUGUGGCAGCUACUUCAACAGUAUUAAUACAAACCCCUCAAGUGAAACAGGAAAAGGAUUCUGCCAACACUACUCAGAAGUGUGUUUCUUCUCACUCACAAGAUAUAGAACCAACAAAGACUGCUUUAUUGGAUGCCACAUCUCAGGAGAAGUUUCAAGAUGUCAGUCCUGUAUCAACAAGUGGGAUCCACAUCAGCCUAAAGGUUUCCAGUGAGCAGGAAGAUGGAACAUUGCAGUCUCAGAGUGAGCAUGUUGAGCCACAUUUGAGGCAGAUAGAACAAACUGAGCUUGAAACAGUUACUCAGACAGAACCAAAGCUUGAACAGUUACCAGAUGAAGAACAUUUACAAAAAACACUUAAGAUAGCCUCAUGUAAUGAAGUGUCUAAUAAUCAGUACAAACAAGAAAAUUCUUCUCAGUCCUCCAGUGACCAUCCAUUCCUCCCACAUAGUCCAGCCAGACCCCGACCCACUAAGCUCAACAUUAGUAAAAAGACAACAGAUAUCAUGCAGGCACCUCAACACUCUACUUCAAGACAUCAUAGUUUAAGUCACAGGAAGUGUAACCAAUCCAAAGUCUGUAAUAUAGAGAGGAACAAGACCUAUAUUUAUUCAGGAAGUCAAGAACAUAUUAAUAGAACUGAGGAUAAAUUGUGUGUGAAUGUGUAUUCAGUUGCCACCACCAGCCACAAUGUGAAAGAACUCUUCUCUUCAUCGGAUGAGGAGAGUGAGGAUCCAGGAAGUCUUCCCAAAUCAGUGGAUUUCCUUAUAACUUCAGGAGAGCUCAGGAGGGAAGACAGCAAGAGGACACAAUCUGAAUUUUGGCAUCUAGACCGAGAUGGAGGAGUGGUGCCUGGUGGUGGAGGUGUGUAUGGCUGGAUAGAGGAGCAGAGGGCUAAGUUAGAAGAUGAACUCAGCAUGGACCUCUUUAAAAAAGCUUAUCACAUCCUAGAGGCAGCACAGGAACGUGAGGGAUGUGUUGUGGGAGAGUCUGUGAACCAAGUGGAGAAUCUGUUGGGACCACACCAUCAUCACCUGGCCUAUGACAUCCUGCAGCUGGUGGUGGCUGAGUCAGUCUACCAUGACUAGGGCACAAGGCUACAUGGGAACAGUGGGAGGGCUUGUUUUACAAUAAACCCUUAGAAGAUUUUAGAUCUAGUACUGUUAGAAAUGAUAAAAGUAGUGUAGCAUUGUUAUUAUUAAAGCAUCUUUUGAUGAACAGUACAUGCAUGCACAAAUGUAAGAAUCCUUGAAAAUAAAAUUGAGGCAUUGUUAUGCUCAAAAAAUGUUUGCUCAGGUUUUAAGAUAUUUUUAAUAGAUUUUUUUUUGUAAUACUUUUUAAAGUGCCACUAAAGGUUUCUAGUCAUUUAUUGUGGUAGCAUUUUGGUAUUAGAGAGGGUACUUGCUUAAUUUGAGAUUCAGUUGUCAUUAUUUGGUGCUAUCUGACUUUAUUUUCACAUGGCCAAACCAGUGCCAUCUGCCUGUCCUUAUUUCACUGAUGUUUCAAUGCAUCUCUAUUUUCAAUAUUCUAUCUAUAUUCUAGGUUGAGAUCACCCUAUAAAGGAUGACAACCUUACUGUUGAAAUAAGAUACAGAAAGGGUUUCCAUUUCUAGCACUGCCCUUUUUUUUGAUGUGCAGAAAAUACAGUGACAGUAUUCUUCCAAGGCAGCCAUAGAACAAGUGACCAGUCUAUCUGAUCAAUGAGGGGAAGGGAAAAUUCUCAGUGUUAUAUGCCAAAAAUAACAUUUAGGAUAUUCAUAUGUUUGGGUGACAUGUAGGCUUGGUGAAGAUAGAAAGCUGAGAGAAUUUGCACUAACCAACCUCAGGUAAUUAUUUGAGUUUUGUUCUGCUUUGCAUGUUUUCAUGGGCAUUAAUAAAGGAAAGAACUCUUGAUAAAAUAAGUGCUUCUAGAAUAUAAAAAUGGUAAAUCUGGGGUGAGCUUGUGUAUUUGUUUCUGUAUUGCUAAAGGCUUUUUCUUUAUAAGUUCCUAUGACUAAAUUGCUAGCAUACUAUUGAGUUCAGAGAAAGAUACCAGUAUAGUGUUUGUAUUAAAGCUGAAAAACUAGAAAUUCAUAUCAUAAGUCAUAGUCAUUACAUUAUUAGUUUUAAGUACCAAUGUUACUGUGAUAAUUAUGUGAUUUUUACAUUUAAUGAUGUUACAUUCGAUCUGAAUAAUGUAUAAAUAUAUUAAUCUUACUUGAACAUCAUUGGCUUAGGGUUGUUGAGGUAAAAAGAAUCUCAACUAUGUAAGAGGAGAUCCUUUUCCAUGAUCUUGUUUCUCAAGAAAAUGGAACCCAUGAUUUCUCUAAAUAUGUAUUGAGGAAAAAAUGAUCUGUCACAUCAGUGCCACUAUUAUUUGCUCCAUAAGGUAAUGAAUAUAUGUUCACCCAUGUUAUAUAAAUGUCCAUAAAAUUUGCCAAAUUCAAAGCCAGAUGUCAAAUCAGCACUUACGAAACUCUUGACAAGAUACAAAAGUUCACUUGAAAUAAAGUGUAUCUCAGAAUUGUUAGAUAAGUACAUGCUAUUAAUGCUUUUAAUUUUGUACAUUUUUUUUUAUUAAUGUUCCUAGCAUAAGUUUUCAGUUACUUAUGUAUGCGUAAUAAAUGUCUGACUUCCUGUUUCCUUUCAGAAUUGAGUUUGUGUUACUGACUGCAUGGCCAGGCAUUUGUUUUCAAAUAUUGCAGAAUUCUUCCUUAUUCAGAAUGUUGGUUAUUUUCCAUUGUGGUGAAGUUUGAAAUGUGGCCAUGAGGAAACUGCAGUCUGGUAUUUUGUUCAGUAAUCUUGAUGAGAUGUUUCUUACCUGUAUAAACUCAAAAGAAGAACAGUAAAGUGAGUUAGUAUUUCCAAUAUGUAUUUUCAACUGCUUAUAAGUAUGUAUAAAUAAUCAAAGAAUAAAUUAUGUUACUCUGUGAAACGUGUUAAGUGUAGAAUGUUAAGAAAAGGGAUAAACUUCCCUUAACAAAAUAUUGCACUACCAUACACUACAUGACACUGCCAUCCUCAGAGAAAACACUGGAUGUGAAGUCAUGAGCACUACUUUUGCCACAAAGUUAGUAGUGAUAUAAUAGUCCAUAAGUGGAAUUUUUGUAGGUUAGAUUUUAUACAGCAACUAGACAUUGAAUUCAGUUAUGCAUUUGGCAUGGAAAAAUAUAUAUAAUACCUGGGACUAAAAUGAUUUUGUAUGUUUUAUGCCAUACAUUUUUUCUAGAUUAAUAUAAAAUUGUUUAUAUCAAUCUGUAGGAAAAAAGCAUGUGUGUUUAAAGCUAGACUAGUUAGUAGGUGUGUUUUAUAAGUUUCUCCCAAUAGUCCUAUAAUAGUGGCAUUUGUAGAUGACAAAAUAUAUAAAAAGUGAAAGUUUGUAGAAAAAAUUUUAAAGGCAGGAUUUGAAUUUGCCCAUAUUAAAAAUUUUCUCCUAAAAAAUCUUAAGCAUUUGAGAUUUUAGAACAGAUAGAAUAGGGAUCCCCUGGUAGUGCUCCCAGCUGCACCCUUCUUUGUCAUCUGCAUGUUAUGAUGUAUGUAGCCACCACACUUAUAAUGUCAUCUUCCUAGACUAAUCCACAUAUUGAUAGUGCAUCAUUCUCCUUACUUACUGUCUACUCCUCAUUUAACAGUGCCAUAUGAUCUUCAAGGUCACACUGGGACUCCUUUCACUCACUCAAGUGCUGAUCAAAAACUGAUCUUUGUGGACCUCAAGUUGCCCCUCCUCCUCCUCCCCGCCUUUUUUUUUUUCUUUCAGUGUGUGUGUGUGUGUGUGUCCAGAAUCCCUUGAAAAUCAGUCUAGUUGCAUUUGAGUGAUAUUGCAAGAAAAGGUGAUGUGCUGUAUUUUUGCAGUUUCUAGCAUUUAAUUUAAACUUUUUAAGUGAUGAUCUUUGCUUUAUUUCUAUAGUUUGUCUUAAGAAGACAUGGCAUUAGGCAUGAUCUUUGCUUCAUUUCUAUAGUUUGUCUAAGAAGACAUGACAGUCCCUUUCACUAUAUUAUAGUGAACUCAGAAAGGUUGGUAUCUUCUUCAACCAAUUUUGUUCUUAUUUGUUGUUCUAUAGUUCUAUACUGUAGAAUUCCGAAUAAACAAACAACCGAGACAUUAACUUUGGCCCAUAUUCUACAACAAGUUGUGUAAGACACAAGGAGCUAAACAACUAAGUGGCUUAUGCUUUAUUAAGAAAAACAUACCUAUCACAAUAUCACUCAUAGUGCAGCAAUGGGAAGGGUUUGGAGUUUUAAGUACUGACUCCUCACACUGAUAAUAAUAACAGCAUUGUGAUGAUGAUCAACAACAUUGAUAUAUAAUAGUUGCAAUUAUAAACAUUUCAAAUUAUCCAUAAGGUACCUAGUUGUUAAGCCUGCAGUGCGUGAGGUGUUUUAUGUUGGCAGCAUCUUUUUUUACUGUAAUGUGGGUGUACCAACAGGCAAUUUCUCUCUCUCUCUCUCUCUCUCUCUCUCUCUCUCUCUCUCUCUCUCUCUCUCUCUCUCUCUCUCUCUCUCUCUCUCUCUCUCUCUCUCUCUCUCUCUCUCUCUCUCUCUCUCUCUCUCUCUCUCUCUCCUGUUAUCUACAAUAGUUCUAAACGUAGACCAUUAUCAUUCUUGAAUAAAGAGACUUUUACUCUACAUAUGUACAACGUGAAUGUAUUUGUUAGGUAAUAUAAUCAGUGAACAGUAAAGAAAACUUGAGUAGUCAAGUUAAUUACCUCAUUACCUGAUAUGAAGUCUUUAACAUGACAAGGGAAGUGUAUGUGCUGAAUUUACCAAUCACAUGAAAUCAUUAAUAUUUGUGUAACCUUGUUUAAGUUGUGUUUCUGUAAAACGUCUUUGUGUGUGUAAUAUUACAUUACCAAAUAUUUCUUCAAUAUGUGAAAUUUUGGAAAGAUUAAGCAGGAAUACUUUUGUACAUAUCAGUUUAUUUCACAUAAAGAACUGUUAAAAUGUUACUGAUAGGUUGCUGUAUUUUUAUGAUAAUAUCAGUGACAUUAUAAAGAUUAAAAAUAUUGGGUUCCACUAAUUGCAUACAGAAGUCAUACAAUUACAUCUUUAAAACAAUUAUGUAUAUAUAGUUUUAUAAAGUAUGUAAUACUGUAUUAGUAUGUUCACUUAUUUGGGCACAAAAAUUUUGUUUAGAAAGAAAAUGAAUCCAGUUGUAUUUUUAUACUUUAGUUCAACCUUGUAUUAUAAGUCAUUUUGUUACUGUUGCAAACUACUUUAUACUGUAGUUUCAUGUGAUCAUUUAUUUAUAUUUUUCUAGUCAGCUAUGAGUCAAAAGAUAAAUUUUUCCUGCAUAGCUGACCUGCAAUGUGAUUAAAACAUCCUGGGAAAAAUACUUUAUAACUGUAUCCUGAUGUAGGGCAAAUGUUGCUUUCAAAUGAGUUCUCAAUAUUGUGCAUUCAAAAUAACUUGCUCAAAGACUCGAAGGAAACUUGGGUAGCAAAAUGUACUUUUCAAAUACAUCAAAGUGUUUUUAAUACUACAGUAAAAUCCCUCUCAUCCAGCAUUCGAGUAUCCGGCAGCUUCAAGUAUCCGGCACAUUUUUCCCCGAGCCUUAAAAUCAAUAAAAAAUCAAUGUGUACUCAUAAAAUCGAUUAAAAUUCCCGCGCAUGGCAUACUUUGCCCCCUCGCCACCAGAGCGCACUGCUUCGCGCCACCCGCGGCCCACUGCACUGUGUUUACUCAGUGACUCAGUUCCGCGUGUGCACUGUUUAUCGCCUGACGCCUUCAUCAUGGCUAAAGUUGUAGAAAAGAGGAAGCGUGUUAUGCUUACACUUCAGCAGCUGAUCAGAUCAGCUGCUGAUUAAGAUCAGCUGAUCUUUGUUAUGGUAAGAUGCGUGAGUGUAGGGUGGUGAUUGUGGACAUGAUUUCACUUCUAUUCAAGUAUCCGGCAUGUCGGCAGUCCCGUUGAUGCCAGAUAAGAGGGAUUUUACUGUAGUAAAUACAUUAUUCAUUUGUCUAAAUCAAUUAGCUCAGGGAGGCUGUACAUAAUUAUAUUUAAACUUGUCAAGACUAACAUACCUUUUGCAUGUAAUUUUGAAAUUAAUUUCAGAAACUAAGCAUUUAUUUAAUUUCAAUGAUAUUUUUUUAGGCAAAAUCCUCAAAUCUUCCUGAUGGCAGUUUUUCUCACUCUGUAACAUGACAAAACUGUAACUGAAGUUCUGUAUUCCCUUGAAACAGUCCAAAACCAUCCACCCUUUUUGCUAGUUUGUUUGAAAUGACUCUCACUACAUGACAGCAGAUAUUGUGUGUUCAGGUUGUGUCUGGGCCAUUAUCAUAUGGCUUAUGAAAGAAAUGUUUUCCUGUAACUUAAAGACAAAAGCAACACAUUUGUAUUGUAAGGAAUUUCUUGUAUGUUCCCUUUUAUUGCAAUUUAAUUGCUAAUUUGGUGAUAUCAAAGUACAAAAUUCAGAUUUCAACCCUAAACAACUCUUAGCCACUUGUUACUGAAAACUAAAAACAAGUAUUUCAUUAUAAGUAUUUGUUCAGUGCCCACUCUGUUGACUUCAUAACUUUGUCAAGUUAUAUAACUUUAUUAAAGAAAGUAUUGAAUGUUGACUAAUCACAGGUUCCACUGAUGAUGUGCAAGUCAUAUAAGCGUUUAACACUUGUAAUAAAACAUGAAUUAUGA
This is a messenger RNA of Scylla paramamosain (green mud crab), 10834 nucleotides long. RefSeq lists its product as uncharacterized. Bases 132 to 5315 code for a protein of 1727 amino acids. Gene Ontology annotation, molecular function: protein kinase activity; ATP binding. The transcript has 5 exons. The record is from RefSeq and is a predicted model, not a curated record. Lineage: Eukaryota; Metazoa; Arthropoda; Malacostraca; Decapoda; Portunidae. Gene Ontology annotation, biological process: protein phosphorylation.